GGGCUCGGUUAAGGGUCACAUUCAGGGUUGUGCGGGGAAUAAGGAAACCCAGCCCCCGAGAGAGGGACCUGGAACAGUCUAGAUCUACCCGCGAUAUCAGCCUUGUACUCCAGGCUGAAUUGUCAGGGACGGACCUCCUUCUUCCUAAGGGGACCCAGAGGGGAGAGCCAGCGCCCUGUUUUGAGGGCUGAGCGUCCCCCGAAAGGAGGGGAGAGGACCCGGCCUGAGUUAGGAGGGGCUGUUGGGGAUUGAGGAAGCCCCGGCCCAGAAAGAAGGCCCAGAACAUUCUAGAAAAGCCUCGGGUCCCUGCUCCUGUUCGUGCUGUGACGAAUUCUCAGUUCAACAGAUUUAAGACAUGGGAAACUGCACCUGCUGUCAGGCUGGGGUGGCCAGUGACAGGACUGAGAGGAAGAGUCACCCCAAACACACCACCAGCUUCCACCUCUGGGGUGACAGAGAGACAGUGUCCUUGGAUUCCAAGGUGCAUGCACAGGGAGAGCACGCCUUGGUGGGCAGUGGGUCACCAGGUCAGCAGAGCCACGCCUGGUCAGCAGAGGGAGAAAGCCAGGACCUGCCAGCAAUCAAGGUUCUUGAAUCCCCAUCACUGAGCUCCAACUGGAGGUCCCAUACCAUCAUGUCUGGAUCGCCAAAGCACUCUCGACUUGAAGAAGAUUCUGAGGGCCAAAGCACCAUAAAGGAGGUUUCUAUUGCUGAAAUGCCGGAUCCUUCUCAGUAUCCUGAGGGAGGCUCCUCUCUUCCCAGUGCCAUGGAUGCCACCCCACCAAGCCAAUCCCAUGGGGGCUCCAGCAGCAAACAAGAGGGUUCCAACACUGAGUCCUUGAUUAGUGAUGCUGUAGAUAGUAAGCUGGCUGCAUUGAUCCAGUUCCUGUCAUCAAAGUAUCUAACGGAGGAGCCAAGCACCAUGGCAGAAAUGAAGCUGGUUGUCACUAGAGAGUACAAGGAGCACUUCCCUGUGAUCUUCAGGGAAGCCACUCAGAGCAUGCAGCUGGUCUUUGGCAUUGAUGUAAAGAAAGUGCAACCUUCCAGCUCCUUCUAUAUUCUUGUCCCUGUCUUGGGCCUCACCUAUGAUGGGAUGGAGAGUAAUGCCAAGGGCUAUCCCAGGACCAUCCUCCUGAUAAUCAUCCUGGGUUUCAUCUACCUGCAGGGCAGCUCUGCCAGGGAGGAGGCCAUCUGGGAAGCACUGAGUGAGAUAGGGGUGUGUCCUGGGAGUGACCACAUCAUCUUUGGGGAGCCCAGGAAGUUUCUCACCGCAGACUUGGUGCAGGAACAGUACCUAUUGUGUCUGGAGGUACCCAACAGUGAUCCUCCUCAAUAUAACUUCCUGUGGGGCCCAAGGGCCCAUGCUGAAACCAAUGAGAAGGAAGUCCUUGAAUUUUGGGGCAGGCUCAAAGCUACCACCCUCAGGGCCUUUCCUAUCAAUGAUGAAGAGGGUUCAGAAGAUGAAGACUAGAGCGGCCCAGGGCCACUGGAGGAGUGAUUACUAGGGACAGGACACAUUCCAGGGCUGCAUUCAGCAGCUUCUGACCUAUGUUAUUUCUGAGGCAGAUUCUAAACUCUGCAUGAAAAGAGCAGUCAAUUUUCUAAAUAGUGCCAAUGUAGAAUGGGGAUUUGUUAAGUUCAGUACAUAAUCUUUGCAUUUCUCUUCUAUGUGAAUGAGUUGAUUUUUUUCUUUUUGAAAUUUUUUCCCAUGUUCUCCCUUUUAAUAAAGAUUUAAUUAUCUUCAAAUUGUAAACUUUCAAUGGCAUUGGGCACAAACAUUGCUGUUUAUAACGUUUUUAAGAGUUUUGCUGUUUUGUAAAACAAACUGUAAAGUCUUCCAUCCUAUUUUGUGAUCUGGAACAAGAUAAUUUCUCGUUGGAAUAAAAGCUUUCUUGGAAA
Molecule: messenger RNA, 1899 nt
Organism: Heterocephalus glaber (naked mole-rat)
Lineage: Eukaryota; Metazoa; Chordata; Mammalia; Rodentia; Bathyergidae
Source: RefSeq, a predicted model, not a curated record